Molecule: messenger RNA, 2187 nt
Organism: Ruditapes philippinarum (Manila clam)
Lineage: Eukaryota; Metazoa; Mollusca; Bivalvia; Venerida; Veneridae
Product: GATA zinc finger domain-containing protein 10-like
Exons: 3
Source: RefSeq, a predicted model, not a curated record
UAAUUUUAUUAUUUGCUCUUUUCAGGACAGUUGUAUAGCUGUGUCCUGUAUUUUAAUGCUGAAAGCAUGGCUUUGUGCCUUUGAGAAGGACAGAAAGUAAUAACAGAAUGGCCGACAAUUUAGGCAGCUUGUUUGAUUCCGAUCCUGGGUUUCUGGAAGAGUUAGCCAGUGGGACGAACGAGUCAGUCCCAAAUGUACCUCAACAACAACAAAUGGCUGGUAUGAUGUCUCAAAACUCUGGUCAAGUACCACAAGGCAUGAUGCAAGCUGGUCAUCCCCACUCUAACUAUAAUAUAGGUGGAAUGCAGCAACAGCAGCAGCAACAAGGGGCUGGUUACAACAGUAUGCAGUUUCAGCAAACUCAGCAGCAAGCCCCUCAACAGUUUUAAUCAACAAAAUUUCAAUCAGUAUAAUAGCCAGCAGACUGUUUAUAAUCCCAAAUAUGGUAUCUACACCUAGUCAAAAACAGGGACACAUAAACCCAAAUCCAAUGAUGUCACCAACCCAUACAAAUCAGUUUGGAAGCCCUCCCUCUGGUAUGAUGCGUCAAGGACAGGUGAUGUACCAGUACAAUGCUGCUGCCGCUCAGCCGGGACCGAGACUGCCGAACCAGCACAACAGCAGCAGAUAAAGAUGGCUCAGAUGCAAGGAUGGAACCAGAACACGCAGAUGUUCAAUCCUCAACAGCAGCAAGCCCAGUCGAAACAACAGCCUCAACAGCAGUACAUACCACAGCACCAGUCUAAGGCUACUAUACAGGGAAUUAGAAUGCAGGUUCCAUUUUCUGCUGCCCAGUCUGGACAGAAUCAGACAUUGUAUAUGCAGAGAAUGUCCUCGCCUGGUAUACAGGUAAAUAGAAUGCCUACUGUGAAUGCUAGUCAACCAAACUCUAUGGGAAUGUCCCAGCAGAUGUAUUCUCAUGGCAAUCAGAAUUUUAACACUAUGAAUAUGCCACACGCUAAUACACCGACGAGUAUAUCAAAUGAUCCUAUGAUAAUGCAGCAGCCUCAGCAGUAUAUACAUCAACAACAGACCACUCAGCAGUUUCCUCAGCAGCAACAACAGCAGCAGCAGUAUCAGUAUCAACAGCCGAUGCAACAACAAAGCAUGACAGAUAAUUGCGUAAAUACCCCUCAGCAACAACAGCAGAAUAUAUUAAGAUUUCCACAGACUAGUCCAACUCUGCCAAAUGUUCAGCAACGACUGCCAUUUAAUAAUAUGAACAACAUGAAUACCAUGUCUCAGCCUAGAGCAAAUGUGCCAAUGCUUUCCCCUCGUCCAACCCCACCACCACAGUCUCCUUCGUUGACAUCCGGGAUGCUCUCACCUACAGGAUCUACCUCAUCGCAUCAAGGCGGCUUCAACUCUAUGGAGCCUUCACCUAAUCAUCCACAGUCACAACAGAAUAAUUCAAACAUGUUCCAGCCUAAUGCGGAACUUAAUGACAAACAUAAUUUCGGUCAGUUUAAUAAUCAGAACAUGAAUCAGAUACAGUCACAGACUGUAAAUCAGACAAAUGGACCAAAUUCUAACAUGCAUGUGUCAGUGAAUACAAAUACGAACAACUUACAAAAUCAAAGUCAGUGUAGUCCAGUGAAGAAAGUUGUAUCUCCGAGUAGCUCAGUUACCUCCCCUUCGAACACUAGCAUGGAUAUACAGAGUCUAAACCAGCAGAUACAGCAGUUGUAUAGUAUGCCCCAGACACCACAGACUCAGCAGAAGAUCUUAGACUUACAGGAGAAGGUUCAGAUGUUAAAAUCUCAGCAGUUACAGCAAUCUCCAAGACCCAGUCCACAGCAACAGCAGUUUCAGUCACCAACUGGUCUACAAGGGAUCUCCCAGCCACUGCCUAGUCCAAAACAGGCACAGUCUACUAUAACUUCCCAAGUCGUGACAUCACUUCCUCAGAUGAGUAGUGGAACCAGCAAUAUACCCGCAAACCAAAUGACUCAGUCUGGUUCCCAGGCUAAUCCUCAGACAGGUUCACAAAUAAUUCAGCCUGGGUCUCAGUCUGUCCAGCAAAUAGUACAGAUAGGUCAAAACGGAUCACAGAUGGUUCAGUCAGGAAUGGCUGGCACUCAAAUAGUUCAUCAAAGACCGCCAGUCGUACAACCGGGUCAGAUGGUACGAUUGGUUCAAGCCGGGCCAGGGAACCAGAAUAGCCAACAGAAGAUUUUCAUUAUACAG